AGGACAAAGAGAGAAUGGAGACCGCUGGAGGACCGGAGCUGCACCGAUCUACCCUGGUUCCUGCUCUUUGCUGUCUUCUGCGUCGGCAUGGGUAGUAUCUGUGGGUUCAGCGUGGUGACGGGUGGAGCGGCCCGCCUCGUCUCCGGCUACGACAGCUACGGGAACACCUGCGGUCGCCGUAACGACCCGAUCGCAGGGGUCCGGCUCAGCGGAUUGGACCACACCGACAGGAAGUUUGUGUUCUUCCUGGACCCCUGUAACAUCGACAUCGUGCAGAGGAAGAUCCGCUCGCUGGCGCUCUGUGUGUCUCUGUGUCCCGGCGAGGAACUCGCAACCUACCAGGACCUGAAGAGGUUCGCCAUGCUCAACGGUUCAGAGUUGUGUUCCUACGAGUUAGCAGGUCAUAAAUAUCCCGGACUACCGGAGAGGUUCUCUAAAUGUCCCAAACUUCCUGUUCCACCCAGUAAGCCGCUGCCGGUCUUUAACCGCUGCACGCCGCUGGAUGUGUCCUGCUACGCCCGCCUGGCGGAGGCCGUGGUGACGUUCGUGGGCGAUAACGGCGUUCUGCACCGAGUGGUCGCCGGCGUCGCCGCCAGCAAAGAGAUCAUCAUCGGCCUGUGUGUCCUCGCUCUGGGCCUGUCGAUGAUCCUCAUGGUGAUCAUUCGUUAUAUCUCGGCGGUCCUCGUCUGGAUCCUGACCUCGCUGGUCGUCCUCGGCUCCCUCGCGGGGACCAGCGUGCUCUGGUGGCUCUACAUCGACCACCGGCUCUACGGGAACGCCACCGCCCCCCCGAGGCCGGAGGAGGGGGGGGGGGCGUCCGUCGGCCGGGACAGCGGCCGGGCGCUGCUGGUCUACGCCGCCGCCGCCUCCGUCUUCACCCUGAUCCUGCUGCUGCUGAUGCUCUUCAUGAGGAAGCGCGUGGCGUUGACCGUGGCGCUGUUCGCCGUGGCGGGGAAGGUCUUCGUGCAGCUGCCGCUGCUCUCGCUGCAGCCGUUCGUCACCUUCGGCGCGCUGCUGCUGUUCUGGAGCUACUGGAGCCUCACGCUGCUGUUCCUGGGGACCAGCGGGAACCCGGUCCAGAACGAGGAGACGGGUCUGACGGAGUUCCGGCUGACGGGUCCUCUGCAGUACCUGACCUGGUACCACGCGGUCGGGCUGGUCUGGAUCACAGAGUUCAUCCUGGCCUGCCAGCAGAUGACCGUGGCCGGCGCCGUCGUCACAUACUACUUCACCAGGGAUAAGAACCGUCUCCCGGUGACGCCAAUCCUGUCGUCGGUGCUGCGGCUGGUCCGGUAUCACCUAGGAACCGUUGCUAAGGGAGCCUUCAUCAUCACGCUGGUCAAGAUCCCCCGACUCAUCCUCAUGUACCUGCACAACCAGCUCAAAGGAAAGGAGAACGCCUGUGCUCGCUGUCUGAUGAAGACCUGUAUCUGCUGUCUCUGGUGUUUGGAGAAGUGCCUCAACUAUCUCAAUCAGAAUGCCUAUGCAGCAACGGCCAUUAACAGCACCAGUUUCUGUACGUCGGCGCGCGACGCCUUCGUGAUCCUGGUGGAGAACGCGCUCCGCAUCGCGACCAUCAACGCCAUCGGAGACUUCGUGCUCUUCCUGGGGAAGAUCCUGAUCGUGACGGCGACAGCGUUUGCCGGCGUGCUGCUGCUGAACGCCCAGCGGGACUACGCCGAGUGGCUGCUGCCGCUCGCCAUCGUGUGUCUCUUCUCCUUCCUGGCAGCGCACUGCUUCCUGUCGGUGUUCGAGAUCGUGGUGGACGUCCUGUUCCUCUGCUUCGCCGUGGACACCAAGUACAACGACGGCUCGCCGGGCAGCGAGUUCUUCAUGGACAAAGCUCUCAUGGAGUUCGUGGAGAGCAGCCGGCGGUUGGGGCGAGCGGCGGAGCGUGGGCGGAGCCGCGUGAAGGAGGCUGCAGCGGUGGGGGGGGCGGAGAUGAAGCCCAUGGUGAGUGACAGCAGCUGUGGCGUGGAGUCGGCGGGGGCGGGGCUGGACGGCGGCGGCGGGGAGUGGGAGGAGCUUCAGGAGUUCCAGGUGUACUACCUGCUGCUGGGCGUGGUGCUGGACUGGGCGCUGGCGGAGGGGGGCUUGGUGCUGUGUCUUAGCGAGGACGUGGUCCUCUUCCUCUGCGUCUACCUGCCCACCUCAACGCUCUUCCUGUUCGCCAGCCUGCUGCACGCGCCAAGCCCCGCCCCUGGCACUCACAGCACCCAAUCAGCUGCCGCUGCCGCCACAAGCUGACACACAGAGACGCCUAAUGCAUGCUAACUGAAGCACAGAGACAUCUAACGCAUGCUAACUGAAGCACAGAGACUCCUAACGCAUGCUAACUGAAGCACAGAGACAUCUAACGCAUGCUAACUGAAGCACAGAGACAUCUAACGCAUGCUAACUGAAGCACAGAGACAUCUAACGCAUGCUAACUGAAGCACAGAGACAUCUAACGCAUGCUAACUGAAGCACAGAGACAUCUAACGCAUGCUAACUGAAGCACAGAGACAUCUAACGCAUGCUAACUGAAGCACAGAGACAUCUAACGCAUGCUAACUGAAGCACAGAGACUCCUAACGCAUGCUAACUGAAGCACAGAGAC
Molecule: messenger RNA, 2599 nt
Organism: Etheostoma spectabile (orangethroat darter)
Lineage: Eukaryota; Metazoa; Chordata; Actinopteri; Perciformes; Percidae
Gene: slc44a1b
Product: solute carrier family 44 member 1b
Biological process (GO): transmembrane transport
Cellular component (GO): membrane
Molecular function (GO): transmembrane transporter activity
Source: RefSeq, a predicted model, not a curated record